UCCUUCUCCCUCCCACAUAGCUAGCUCUCAGCUCUGUAAGAAGAAUCCAGACAGAGAAAGCAGCUGUCACCCUCUGUGCACUUCUUAUAUGAUCUCCAUCCAAGCGAGGACUCAGGAUCAGACACAGAUACAAAAAAGACUCAAACAGCAUCCAUUGAGAGACAUCACAAACGAAGCCGUGUGUAGAUUAACCCUCCGUCUUGUGAUAAAUCACCCAAAGGAAUCUCACCAAGGAGAGUUCGGCCAGUAGGGGGCGAUGGAGAGUGCAGUAUUAUUCCUCAGUAUAUUGGUCCUUGGAAGAGCAGCUGUCAUUCCAAACGAGUGCAAAAUCACAGAAGUGCUAAAUGACAAGCUGCAGUAUGAAAAGAGGUUAAUGUACAUGAGUGAUUACUUUCCAUUAGAUUACAAGUUCCUGGUGAAACAUGAAGAGGUGCUACGCUGCCAAAACAUCACAAACCUGAGAAACCAAGGGAUUCCCGUUAAGGAGUUACGUUACCUGUGGGGUAUUGUUAACGAGCGUAUCCUGUUUAAAAUGAAGUCGGCACUGCCUGGAAGACAUCCCUCGCUGCAGUACGUCACUGACCUUGCAGCCAUAUUUAAAGAGUUGCUGAAAAUUCGGCAGCAGGUGAGUAAUGAAAUUAUUCUUGGGAUUCUCACGAGGUUGAAAGUACCAAAUGAUGUUGCCGACAGGAAGCCAGUCCGUCCCAAGGCCUUGCUUGAUAACUGCUUCAAAGUCUUACAUGAGCUGCACCGCGAGGAUUGUAGCCUUUCUAAUCCCAGGUCAGAUUUCCUCAACGACACUUCGCACCAAUGUAUAGACAUGUUUGACUGAGAGGAGAAAACCAGAAGCAUUCUGAGUCUCUGGACUGAAUCGUGUUUGUCUGUUUUGUAUGGAUGUAAGUUUAUUAUUAUAUUUUGCAAAUGUCACCCUCCCAUCCUUAGUCCAACCAAGAUGUUUACCAUUAUCAAUGGACAGAAGAGCAAUAAGGAAUUAGCAGCAGUUGGGAUAAUUCGGUAUUGUAUAAUGUUAUAAGCCCCAAGCAGGGCCAUGCUCAUGAGACGUUCACAGUCUGUGUUGCUUCCUGGUGGCUCAUUUUCCAAACUAAUAAAAUCUUUGUUGGUAAAGACAAGAAUCAUGUUAAAAAGA
Messenger RNA from Pelobates fuscus (common spadefoot toad), 1147 nucleotides. It is a transcript of the gene IL34, whose product is annotated as interleukin 34. NCBI's taxonomy places the organism in Eukaryota, Metazoa, Chordata, Amphibia, Anura, Pelobatidae. The record is from RefSeq and is a predicted model, not a curated record. Gene Ontology annotation, molecular function: macrophage colony-stimulating factor receptor binding. Gene Ontology annotation, biological process: positive regulation of macrophage differentiation; positive regulation of cell population proliferation; positive regulation of protein phosphorylation. The transcript is spliced from 6 exons. Bases 257 to 832 code for a protein of 191 amino acids.